This is a messenger RNA of Closterium sp. NIES-65, 2676 nucleotides long. Lineage: Eukaryota; Viridiplantae; Streptophyta; Zygnematophyceae; Desmidiales; Closteriaceae. The record is from the annotation of a GenBank genome assembly.
AUGGUCACCGUCACACCUUGCAUUGGCGCGCUUUGCCCUCAGGUUGGCCCCAACGCUGCUGCCAACGGACCUGCUUAUAACGAGGCAGCUGUUAACGAGUCCGGAGAGCCUGCCGCUGAGCAUGGCACUGACGAUUUGCGCGCGUGCGAGCAUAAGCGUGCACAAACGCGGGCGGAUGGGGGGGAUGAGCGCAUGCAAGCGCAUCAGCUUGUGGCGAGUACAAAGUGUACCUGUGGGCAUGAGCUUGUGCGUGGCUGUAAGGUUGCUGCAGGGACGCAGAGUGUUGAAGGGGAGGGCGCACAGGGGGAGGGCGCAAAGGGGGGGAGCUGCGGUGGCUGUGGUGUGCAGGCAGAUGUGUUGGCGGAGCUACUGGGGGGAGGCCUGGGGAAACUGAGCGCAGGGGAAGUGGGGGAGGCGGGGAUGAAGAGAGAGCGGGAGAUUGCUGGGAGGGGUGGAGAAGGGGACGGGAAGGGGGAAAGCGAGAAGGGGAGGGGCAUGGGGAAUGCGGUCAGUCUGGCUUGUGGGAUUGGGGGAGGGGGUAUUGUUCCAGGGGUUGGGGGCAAGGGUAAUGUGGUUGGGAAGGAUGAGGAGAGGCUAGGGAAGAGGAGCGAAGAAGGGAAGGGAGGGGGAGAGAAGAAAGGGGGCGCAAAGGGGAAGGGUGGCAGAGAAGGGAAUGGAGGUGCAGAGGGGAUGGGGGGCGGAGUGCACGAGAGGGUGGAUAGUCCGAGGGGGGAUGUGAAGAGGAGGGAGGUGCGGUGGAAGGGUAGGGGUGUGGGCGUGGGGGGGACGAGUUCUGCGAGUAGGGUGAGGGGCGGCGAGGCGAGUGAGGGGAGGAGUGUGGGCGUGAACUUGUAUGAAAGGGCAACCGCAGCUGACUUUGUCAACAGGAAGCAGAUCGGCUCUGGACGGAAUGCAGUCGUGUAUGCGGCCUCGUGCGCUAUAACGGGUCGCAAGGUGGCUGUUAAGGCGUACGUCAAGUCAGCUCUAAGUGCCCUGGACCGGCACAGGAUCAACCGAGAGGUGGCACUGCUAAUGACUCUUAAUCACGAGCACAUAAUCCAGUGGCUGGGUCACUUUGAGGACCCUCAAUGCAUGUACAUCGUGCAGGAGUGGGCGUGGAAGGGGGGACCUGUGGCACCCCCUCGCUCCAACUCCACCCACUCAAACCCCUCCCGCACGUCGCUCUACUGCUGCCCACUCCCCCCCAUUCCCUCCCGUUCCUCCAGCCACGAGCACAUCAUUCAGUGGCUGGGUCACUUCGAGGACGCCCAGUGCGUGUACAUAGUGCAGGAGUGGGCGUCAGGGGGCGACCUGUUUGAAGAGCUGAGGGCGAGUGGGGGGCACAUGGGAGAGGCGCGCACAGCCAAGCACAUCCUGCUGCCGCUGAUCGCAGCACUGCACCACAUGCACACCAGAGGAGUGGUGCACCGAGACUUGAAACCGGAGAACUUGCUGUUGACAUUCCAUGGCACUCUCAAGGUGCGUGACUUCGACCUUGCAAUCAAUAUGAGGGAAGUGCGCCCUGCCAGCCGCCUGGGCGCGCUGCAGUACAUGGCGCCUGAGGUGGUGUGUGACUUCGGCCUUGCCAUCAACAUGAAGGAAGAACGCCCUGCCAGCCGCCUGGGAAACCUACAGUACAUGGCGCCCGAGGUGGUGUGUGACUUCGGUCUUGCCAUCAACAUGAAAGAAGAGCGCCCUGCCAGCCGCCUGGGCACCCUUCAGUACAUGGCGCCUGAGGUGGUGCAGAUGGCACGAGGGCAGCGCGGGCGAGGGGGGCAGGGCGGGAGGGGCAAGGGGGAGGAGAAGAGAGGCGGGGCGGAGAUACCAAAGGGGACGGCAGCAGCAGGGCAGGGGCAGGUGGUGGGUGGUGCGGGUGCUGUCAGUGGUAUGGAGGGAAAAAAUGGCACUUCUCCGAUGCUUGAGGGGGCGUAUGAUGAGAAGGUGGACAUAUGGGCAUGUGGAGUGCUAGUAUACGAGCUGGUGAUGGGCCAUCCACCCUUUGAGGGCACAUCAGACAUGCACACAGCAACUAACAUCAUGCACUGCGAGCUCGUUCCCGAUGCUCUGCCCCAUGGGAUGUCACCUGCAUGCAAGGAUUUUAUCUGCAAGGUGGACAUGCACACGGCAACCAACAUCAUGCACAGGGAGCUCAUUCCUGAUGCACUGCCGCAUGCCAUGUCCCCUGCUUGCAAGGACUUCAUCUGCCGAGUGAGUAAUGUGGCAGGCGUUGGGCUUCUAUCCUUGCUCUCCCACCUAGCAUCCUUCACAUGCACGCAUACACACAUGCACACAGCCAUCAACAUCAUACACAGGAAGCUCCUGCCUGAUGCGCUGUCCCAUGCCACGGCAUGCAGCCAGUUCUUUCCUAACUUCUCUCCCUUGCGCCCCCAGGUGCUUUGCAAGAACCCCUCCAAUCGCCCCUCGUUGCUACAAAUGCUCGACCACCCCUUUGUGUCAGGGCACUGCCGGGGUCGGCCGCUUUAUAAGGAGCCCAUCGGCACAUCUCGGCAUCUUCCCCCCCACUCGUUUUCCUCCCUCCUCUCCCCUGCCUCCACCUCCCCUUUUAGCCUCCAUCUCUUCUCCCUAUGCCUCUACACCCACGUCCUCGUUAUUGUCACCUGCAUCAGGAUCACCACCAGCAUCACCCCCUCGCACUCUGACGACCUCCCUGCCUAG